Molecule: messenger RNA, 5166 nt
Organism: Sporothrix brasiliensis 5110
Lineage: Eukaryota; Fungi; Ascomycota; Sordariomycetes; Ophiostomatales; Ophiostomataceae
Exons: 2
Coding region: 1-5166 (1721 amino acids)
Biological process (GO): endocytic recycling; phospholipid translocation; intracellular protein transport
Cellular component (GO): plasma membrane
Molecular function (GO): ATPase-coupled intramembrane lipid carrier activity; ATP binding; ATP hydrolysis activity
Source: RefSeq, a predicted model, not a curated record
AUGAGCCGCACCAAAGACGGCGGCGCCGUGGAAGCCGCUGUUCUGGCCGAGGCAGGCGCGGCCGCUGCAGAAGAGCACAACAACGCAUCGCCCGAAACAGCAACUGCGACCAGCCCACCACAGCACGUGCCUCCCAUCGCCUUUGUCGCAUCCGCUGCUGCUGCCGUCCGCCGCCUCUGGUGCUUUCUCGUCUUCGAUCUCCUCCUGCGCGAAGUCAUCCUGCAUCCAUCUCCCGACGGCCGUCACAUUCCUCUGCAGCUCGCCGCCGACCCAGCGCGCCCGCCGCACCUUGUUGACGUCCGCCGCGGCCAUGGCUACCUGUCCAACGCAAUCCGCACAUCGCGCUAUACAGUGCUCAACUUCGUCCCCAAGCAGUUGCUGUUCCAGUUCACGCGAGUCGGCAACUUUUAUUUCCUGUGUGUCGGCAUUCCCCAGACGAUCCCGGGUAUCAGCACCACAGGCAACUUUACGACCAUCCUGCCGCUGCUCUUCUUUGUGCUCCUGACCGUGGUCAAGGAGGGCUACGAUGACUACAAGCGCUACUGCCUCGACAAGGUCGAGAACGCCGGCCUGGCCACUGUCUUGCGACGAACCAAGGGCGAGGACGAGAACUACAGCGACAACCAGGACGAGGUAGCAGCCCGAACAGAGAAGGCGGCGAUUGCUGCCGAGGCUGCGGCCAAAGCACGCCAGAGACGGCGCAAACGUCUCUCCCUUGUGCCCGUCGUCGGCGCGUGGCUGGCCAGACGCAUCUUCCGCGAAGUGCCUCCCCGCGAAGACGGCCGCGUCCUCGGCGGCGUAGCUGGCGAAGCAAGCUGCGGCUUCCAGUGGAAGCAUGUCCAGUGGCGGGACAUUCGCGUGGGCGACGUGGUGCGCCUGUCCCGUGACGAGGAGGUGCCGGCGGACCUGCUGCUGCUACACGCCGACGGCGAAGGCGGACUGGCCUAUGUUGAGACCAUGGCCCUUGACGGAGAGACAAACCUCAAGAGCAAGCAGGUACCGGCGCCACUGGCAGGCGGAUGCUGUGCAACAAUUGCCGGGCUGGUCAACACACAGGCGGAACUUGUGGUCGAGGAUCCGAACCCCGACCUGUACCGCUUCGAUGGCCGUAUCUUGACCUCCGCCCCCGACGACAACGACGCCGCGCCGCCUGUGCCGCUUCCUCUUACGCUCGCGGAAGUCAUCUACCGCGGCAGCACUCUCCGCAAUACGCCCUGCGCCAUCGGCCUUGUCCUUAACACCGGCGAGGAGUGCAAGAUUCGUAUGAACGCCAACCGCCACCCGCGUGCCAAGAAGCCUGCUCUGGAGCGCGUCACCAACGGCAUCGUCCUGCUGCUGGCCGCUUUCGUCGUCCUGCUUGCCGCCGGCUGCUCCAUCGGUUAUUAUCUGUGGCGCCGCAAGGUCGAGCGCCAUUCGUGGUACAUUAGCAUGGUCGCCGUGCCCGCUCAAGAGAUUAUUUUGGGCUUUGCCAUCCAGUUCAACAACGUCAUCCCUCUCGCGCUCUACGUCAGUCUCGAGAUUGUCAAGCUUGGCCAAAUGAUGCUCGUCAACGCCGACUGCGCCAUGUACGACAGCAAGUCCGAUACACCGGCCCGCUGCAACACCAACACCAUCCUCGAGAACCUGGGCCAGAUUGGCUACGUUUUCUCCGACAAGACGGGCACCCUCACGGAAAACGUCAUGCAGUUCCGCAAGAUGAGCGUCGCCGGCACGUCUUGGCUGCAUGAAGCCGACAUUGACGUCGAAGAGACGGCGGGCGCCGGAGCGCCUGAGGCCGGCCAGGAGCAUCGCGACGAAGCCGGCGGUGUCGUUGUUGCGUCGCCCCGUCCCUCGCUUCACUCAUCACGACGCCCGUCUCCAUUGCCGUCGCCUCGGCCGUCCACGGACAGCCGCCCUGUGGGCCCGGUUCGGACACCCUCGCAGUUUCUUGCACCGCCUGUCGAGCCCAGCAACAGCCAGGCACAGCGUGUAUCCGCCGAAUCCAAUCGGCGCUCCUCGUCCCACUGGCGGUCAUCGGCCCGCCCGGACCACGCCCAACCAGAACUGACAACCACCGACCUACUCGAAUACGUGCGCCUUCGUCCAUCUGCGCCCUUCUCCACCAAGGUCGUCACCUACAUUCUCGCCAUGGCUCUGUGCCACACGUGCCUACCAGAGCUCAAGGACGGCAAGGUUGUCGGCUUCCAGGCCUCAUCGCCCGACGAACUGGCCCUGGUUCGUGCCGCUGAAGAGCUCGGCUUCCUUGUCGUCCGCAAGACCGCAUCGUCCACCACGCUGCGCUUCACGUACAACCCGCAGGCCGAAGAUGACAAUGCAGAGGCGCCCCGUGAAGAGACGUAUGAGGUGGUUGACGUCAUCGAGUUCAGCAGCCAGCGCAAGCGCAUGUCCAUUGUUGUGCGCCGCCCUGACGGCCGCCUGUGGCUCAUUUGCAAGGGCGCCGACUCCAUGGUCCUGCCGCGACUGACCAUGGCCCCCUUGGCCCUGCAGCGUGCGCAAAACGUGCGUCAAAGCGCCGAUCUCGAACGCGCCCUGCUGCGCAAGAGCGAACAAUGGGAGCCGCGCAGCAGCUUCGGCGGGCCGGCUAGCGUGACGAUUCGGCGGAGCAUUGGCGGCAGCGUCCACCGCGACAAGCUUGGCGGGACGGGCGGUGCCGGUAGCGGCGAAAAGGACAAGUCUGUCGGCUUUAAAAAUGUGACCGUUACUACCACUGGCAGCAGCGCUCGACACAGCGCCGACCGCAGCCGCUCUUUCGACAUCCAGCGAACCGCGCGCCGGUCCAUGGACGCCUUCCGUCUUCGGCCUUCCAUCGGCCACCGCACACCGUCCUUUGACGUACGCACGCCUGCACUGACAGCCCUCGUUACCGAUGUCGAUGCGCUCCGGCGGUCGAGUACGUCGGGUGUGCGGGCCUCCCGGCGGCCGUUGCUCUCACCCACGUCGCCACACACACCCAGCCCGCUGCACACAAGUGUGUCACCGCUGCCCGACAAAUUUAUGUUUCUCGAAACGCCCGCCUUCCUUGAGGCUCUCGACGACGAAAGUAGCAUGUUCGACCAGUGCUUCCGCCACAUGGACGAGUUCGCCGCAGAAGGCCUGCGUACGCUCCUCUUUGCGCACCGCGUCGUGUCGGACGCGGAGUAUGCCGCGUGGAAGACCAGCUACCUGAAAGCGGCAACCAGCCUCGACGACCGCCAGGCCCGCAUCGAGGCCGUCGCCGAAACUAUUGAGCAGAAUUUGCAGCUGAUUGGCGCGUCCGCCAUCGAAGACAAGCUGCAGGCCGGCGUGCCUGAGACCAUGGACACGCUGCGGCGUGCCAACGUGAAGAUCUGGAUGCUCACGGGUGACAAGCGCGAGACCGCCAUCAACAUUGCCCACGCUGCCCGGCUGUGCCGCCCAAGCUCGGCGAUCUAUGUGCUCGACGCGAGCAAGGGUGAUUUGGCGGGGCAGCUGCUCCACGUGGCCGAGAGCCUAGGCUUGCCCGAGGCCGACAUGGCCAUGGCCAUGGUUGCCGCCGGCCAGGCUGGGCCGUCAACCCUGCUGGGCCGUGCUGGCCGUGUUCUCCGCAAAGUCAUUCGCAUGCCGUUCUCGUCGGGCCAGACACUACCCUCCCUUCCGAGUGCGCGCCAACAGCAGCGACGGCGCGGCCAUACGGUGGUUGUCAUUGACGGCCAUACGCUGGGUAUCAUCGAGGCGGCGAAGAAGAGGCGCAAGAAGGAGGCCAAGCAACCCGCCUCGAAGGCAGAGGCCCAAGCGGCCGCACCCGCCCACCAUCUGCAUGUCUUGAACGGCGCCGACCCGGACCUGGACAGUUUGUUCUACAGCAUCAUCCCGUCGGUCGACUCGGUCAUUUGCUGCCGUGCCUCGCCCGCCCAAAAGGCCCUGCUUGUGCGCAGCAUCCGCCACGGCCCGCUCAAGAAGAACCACCCUGGCCUCACGCUGGCCAUUGGUGACGGCGCCAACGACCUGGCCAUGCUGGCCGAGGCCCAUGUCGGCAUUGGCGUGUCGGGCAAGGAGGGCCUGCAGGCGGCGCGGGUGGCCGACUACAGCAUUGCGCAGUUUCGGUUCCUGGCACGGCUGCUGCUGGUGCACGGCCGUUGGAACUAUGUGCGCACGGCGCAGUUUAUCCUGUCGACGUUUUACAAGGAAAUGUUCUUCUACACGCCCGCCGCCGCCUACCAGUGGUACUGUGGCUACACGGGCACGUCCAUCUACGAGAGCUGGAGCUUGACGGUGCUCAACACGCUCUUUACCAGUCUGUGCGUCAUUCUCCCGGGCAUCUUUGAGCAGGAUCUGAGCGCGGCCGUGCUGAUGGCCGUGCCGGAGCUGUACGCGUACGGCCAACAAGGCAAAGCGCUGAGCCCGAAGCGCUAUGGCAGCUGGAUGCUGGCGGCCAUGGCGCAGGGCGUCCUCGUAUGGUUUACCUGCUGGGCCGGCUACGGUGCCUUUGCGGACGGGCACGACCCGAACCUGUUUCCACUGGGCAACCUGGUCUUUUCUGUGUGCAUUAUGUGGACCAACAUCAAGUUAUUCAUCCUCAUUGCACAUAACAAGACAGCCGUGGUCUUGGCCGGGUUUGGCAUUACCGUGGCCGGUUGGUGGCUGUGGUGUAUCUUCCUGGCCCUGGCCUUUACGCCCAGCCCCUCGCCGUACGACGUGCGCGGCGGCCUCUUUACAGGCUAUGGCCGCAACCUGUCGUGGUGGACGACAGUCCUGAUCGCGCUGACGGUGCUCACGGUCAUUGAGCUCGGCUACCGCGCUGCCAAGCGCAACCUCGCUAUUGCUGGUCUCUGGGGGCGGGCGGCGGCGGCGCCGCCAUCGCCCAAGGCCGCUGCCCAGAAGCAACCGUUUAGCGUCCGGUCCUGGACGGCACGACUGCGGCGGCGUCUGCCAUUUGGUGCCCGUGCAACGACAAAGGCGGUAGGAGGUGAAGGCCCAACUGCGGGCGAGGUUGGUGCCCGCGACCAUGGCGAUGCGUUUGCCGGGUACGAUGACGACGACAUGUACGAGGACGACAACGACGCCGAAGACGACAGCCGCGGUGAGGGUGAGGACGACGUCGAGAUGCCGGCCGACCGGCUGCAUGUUGGGCUGUGGCAGGAGAUUGAGAAAGACCCCGAGGUGCGGGCGCGGCUGGCGCUCAUGAACAGCGAAGACCCGUGGAGUUGA